UUGUCUGAAAAAAUGUUUCUUCGUCGUUCGGCGUUGUUCGUUUUCACUUUUGUGAUUUUUUUCUCCGAUCAAAACAAUUUUGUAUUUGGAGCCAAUAGUUCAAAUAAUGAAGCUUUUGGGUAUGAACUUCUGACCAGCCAAAUUGAAUUGCUGGACUAUAGCAUUAAAGCACAGAUGGUUUCGCUGGUGUCCGGCAUAAAGGAGCUGGUCGAAGCUACCACCACACCUAAGAAGCUAGCAGUCAUACCAAGAUCAUGUAAAGAAUCACAGUUUAAAUUCACUCAGAUUCACCCGGAAAAAGGAUUUCGGGAACCGUUCUUUGUCCAAUGUGACCAAGAGUAUGAAGGUGGAGGAUGGACUGUGAUUCAGAAUCGGUUCGAUGGCUCGGUGAAUUUUGUAAGACCUUGGGAUGAGUUCAAGAAUGGUUUUGGGCAUCUAGAAGGAGAAUUUUGGUUGGGAUUGGAGAGAAUUCACCAGCUAACUUACGGAAGACCACACGAGCUGCACAUUCUUUUGGAGGAUUUCGAUGGUAUGCGCGUGGUUGCCAAGUACAGCAAAUUUGCGAUCGGAAGCGAGGCCGAGUUAUUCAAAAUAACUAAUUUAGGAACCUACAGUGGCACAGCAGGAGAUUCGUUUACUUCUCAUAAGGACAAUUUUUUUACCACAUUUGAUCGUGACAAUGAUCAAAGCCCAACCGAAAAUUGUGCCAAAGUAUACAGUGGAGCUUGGUGGCAUGCAAACUGUCAUGCUAGCAAUCUAAAUGGUCUAUAUCUUAACGGUACAACAGCAACUUAUGCAAAUGGUAUGUGUUGGAAUGGUUUUCGUGGAUAUCAUUAUUCCUUGAAAAGCUCUAAAAUGUUAAUUAAAAAUCCGUCGUAAAAUGUGUUACAGCCAGUAUGACAAAAAUGUAUUUUUGCUUUCGCAUAAUAAAUUAAUAAUGCAAUCACCUGAAUUUUUUUAAGGGGCUGGAACCUGUGUGUUUUAGGUUCAUUAGAAUUAGUUCAUAGAGUCAGGCUCAACAAGAGAGGAAAGCGAGUCAGCGGGGACAACUGUGAUCAAACUUCUAAUUCACCUCGUAUUCAUUAAACAAUUUGUAUUUAAAACAACUUUGGUUGGUUGGGAUCAUUGCUGUUCAUGUAUUACGACAUUGACAUAUGUAUCAAGAAACGAGAGCAUGGUUUAAUAAGCAUGCAAGUUUUGUAAAGCUCGUUAAUAAUUUUCUGGACAUGCUCCGUUUGCCUUUCUCUUAUAACAAGGUUUUUAAAUCGCUCCAAACACUCAAAUGAUAUGAUUUUCUUUAAUCGGAAUCACAAAGAUCACAUGAAUAAUAAUCAACGCGCUAAAUAGUAGCCCUGCGAUAAUUGAGCUUGCAAUGUCCAAUCAGUACCUUGGAAAAAUGCAACAAAUGUGCUUCGAAAAAUGCAACAAAUUCUUUAACAUUUCCAGACUCGCAUCCGGCAGAAAAGUCUUUGUUUAAACGCAAGUUUGCAAGCUAUUCCAAUGGUUGGCAUGUUCGGAUGCAGCCCAAGAGCGAAUCUUGUGCUUUAUCCAACUUAUCGACAGUGCACAGUGUUUUAAAACAUCGUUUUCGUGCUCAAAAUUAAUAGCGUCUAAGCCGUUGACUUUAGAAGUAUAGUUUGUUCGGAGAAGUUGUUGUCCUUAUGAUUGCGCAUCCACAGGAGUAUACCGUUUAGUGAUUAAUUCACCUGUAAGUGAUAUGCGAAAUUUAUU
This is a messenger RNA of Topomyia yanbarensis, 1731 nucleotides long. Its product is annotated as ficolin-2-like. The transcript has 2 exons. Bases 13 to 879 code for a protein of 288 amino acids. The record is from RefSeq and is a predicted model, not a curated record. Lineage: Eukaryota; Metazoa; Arthropoda; Insecta; Diptera; Culicidae.